This is a messenger RNA of Dacryopinax primogenitus, 324 nucleotides long. RefSeq lists its product as uncharacterized. The transcript has a single exon. The record is from RefSeq and is a predicted model, not a curated record. Bases 1 to 324 code for a protein of 107 amino acids. Lineage: Eukaryota; Fungi; Basidiomycota; Dacrymycetes; Dacrymycetales; Dacrymycetaceae.
AUGUGGUCUAAAGCCUGGGGGGCGUGGCACUCUGCGCCGAGGCCUCCGCUCCCCCAGCUUCCUCCUACUUCCUCUCUCAUCUGCUCCAGCUUCCUCCUACCCCUCUCCUCCCUCGUGAGCUUCCGCGGACCAGGGACCUUCCCACUAUUUUGUCUGCUUCAGCUUACUCCUACCCCUCCCCUCUCUUGUCUUCUCCAGCUUCCUCCUACCCCGAUUCUCACAGUCACCGCAGAAUUAAGUCCUUUGAGAUUUCGGUCUCCGAAUAGGCCGGUCCCUUGUCUUCCCUUUCCCCUUAAAUGUCCCACGGCUUGGAAAAUAAUAUGA